AUGGAGACCUCACAGAGUAUACCAUUCGAAAAGCAGCCCGAAGUCCAAGGUCCCUCGACCAUCGAAGAAGAAACCGAGGCACUCGAGGGAUACGUAGUGGAUACCAGUCGCUAUGCAGACAACGCGGCCAGUCUCAAGACCAGCUCUGACGGUCGCUAUGUGCUCAUACCUCAACCGUCGGAUUCUUCCCACGAUCCGCUAAACUGGACAGAUUCCAAGAAGCGGAGGAUAAUCGCCACCGUCGCGUAUAUAUCGAUGUUAGCUGAUUAUACGGGCGGCACUGCAAUCAUGACCGUUCUUCCUCAAGCUGUGGAAUGGAAACUGCCACAACAAACUGUCCAAAAGGCCGUGGUCGGGAAUCUAUUUUCGAUUGGUGCGUGUGGCUUCUUCGUCGUGGCAUUCGCUAGCUAUUUUGGUCGAUGGCCCGUGAUAUUCGCGUUUCAAUGCAUCAUGGUAGGGACCUGUGUCUGGUGUGCCACAGCCACUAGUUUCUCAUCUUACCUGGGGUCUCGAAUCAUUAAUGGGCUCUUCUGCAGCGCUGGGCAAGGUGGCGGAUUGAUGUGGGUGAAAGACAUGUUCUUUUUCCAUGAACACCCUCAGGUCAUCAACUACGUCGAGUUUUCCAUCGUCCUCAGCCCCUACCUCGGCCCUUUGAUUACUUCAUUCAUUGUGUAUGGGGUGAGCUGGCGAUGGGCUUUCUGGGUAUGCACCAUCCUGUCUGGUGUUGGCCUAAUUCUUGUUCUAUUCAUGGAUGAGACGCUUUUCAACCGAAAGGAUAUAGCAGUGCGUCGCGGAUCUUGUUUAUCUCGUCUCAUUAGAGCCCGCACAACCCGGCGACAACCCAAGAGCUUCACACGGUGUAUGAUGCGGCCAGUUGUGGCAAUUACCAAGGUUCCUGUUCUCGUCAUCAUGAUUUACUACUUCCUCAACUCUGCGUGGGUCGUGGGCGUCAAUACCACCAUAGGCAUUUGGUUGUCCGACAUAUAUGGAUUCUCUACAAAAGCAAUCGGAUACUUUUAUUUCUUCGGCAUUGUCGGUGUCAUGAUCGGCUGGUUCAGCGGCCAUUUCCUCCACGAUGCCGUGGGACGCUACUAUAUCAAGCGGCACGCUGGACGACUCGACCCUGAAGCUCGGCUCAUCAUCGCGUACCCAGCAACGAUGAUCGCAUGCAUCAGUCUUAUUGUGUUGGGAUUUGCGUUCGAGAAGCGCUGGCAUUAUAUGGUGAUUGCUGUCUUCACCUCAACGCAAUGCAUUGGGGUCAUGAUCGUGACAACCGCCAUCAACGCGUAUCUGCUUGACUGCUAUCCGGAAGGAUCGGGAGAAGUUGGCGCAUGGGUAGCAGCAAGUCGGAACUGGGCCGGCUUUAUGGCAACUUACAUCCAGCUUGAGUGGGUGCAAUCUGUGGGGGCAGCGAGGGCAUUGGGCAUUCAAGCUGCCAUCACUGUUGCAUCGUUGUUCCUUAUGAUGGUUCUGCAGGUCUAUGGGAAGCGACUUCGGCAGUGGCAGGGUCGAAUGGUAUUCAGCAAACCAUAG
Penicillium chermesinum is the source of this 1533-nucleotide messenger RNA. Its product is annotated as putative MFS transporter. The coding region runs from base 1 to 1533 and encodes 510 amino acids. NCBI's taxonomy places the organism in Eukaryota, Fungi, Ascomycota, Eurotiomycetes, Eurotiales, Aspergillaceae. Gene Ontology annotation, molecular function: transmembrane transporter activity. The transcript is spliced from 3 exons. The record is from RefSeq and is a predicted model, not a curated record. Gene Ontology annotation, biological process: transmembrane transport.